AUGAACAAAAGUCAAAGUAAAAUUCGUAUAAUAUGGAAUCAUUAUUUCCAAGAUACUAAAGCUCUUAUUUAUGUUAUUGAUAGUGAUGAUCGUGCUCGUAUAGAUGAAGCAUGUGAAGCAUUUCAAAAAACACUUUUAAACGAUGAACUUAAAGGAAUACCAUCACUUAUUCCUGCUAAUCUUGAGGGUCUUGAUUGGUUAGCAAAUCAACUAAAAGAUGUUCGAUAA
This is a messenger RNA of Adineta steineri, 228 nucleotides long. The record is from the annotation of a GenBank genome assembly. Lineage: Eukaryota; Metazoa; Rotifera; Eurotatoria; Adinetida; Adinetidae.